Molecule: messenger RNA, 527 nt
Organism: Mya arenaria
Lineage: Eukaryota; Metazoa; Mollusca; Bivalvia; Myida; Myidae
Exons: 4
Coding region: 68-478 (136 amino acids)
Source: RefSeq, a predicted model, not a curated record
ACAAGUAUAAGAAGUUGAACAUUUAAGUGAAAACAGUCUUGGAUUCUACUUUACUCUUUAAACAACUAUGAGUGCAUUCUUUGUCUAUGCGGUAACCCUCAUUGCUGCCUGCUGGGCAGCUACGACAGUAUCUAACACUCACAGCACGCAUGCGCACACCACGCACGUCACGCGCGAGCCCACUGAGUCGGAAACCAUCUUCUUCCAAUACAACUCGCACACGCAUCAUCUCCUGAUAAAGACCCACAAGCAGAAACAGGGCUACUACUGCUACAUAUACGCACUUACCGACGACGAGAGAGUCCAAGUCCACACCGACAGCGGCCUUAGAGCCAUCGAGAUGCAUUUGUUGACGUUACUGACGUACGCCCACACUAUCGAUGACGUCAGCACCAUCAAAACCUCUGACGUCAGAAUGUGCAGUCACUUCAACGCCCACGCCGUCAACAUAACUGAUUUCUACACACUUAACUUCUAGAUCUCUGUCAUGAAUUCGUCUGUAAUGGUCAAAUAAAGUAUCUACAGCA